AUGCGAAACGAGUUAAUCCAGCGCCAAAUCGAGAAGGAGCGUAUCAGAGAAGAAAUAAUUGCACAAGAAAUUCGUUGGAGGCAAGAGCUCGAAGCGGAAGUGAGGAGGGAGUUACUGGUGGAAAGAGAAAUGGCAAUGCGAGGGGGAGGAGGAGGAGGGGGAAGACGGAUGUCGUUUGAAGAAAGAUUGGCAAUGCGGUUUGAUUCGAGGCAGCCUCUGCUGCCGGGAACUUUUGUUAACCAAUUUGAUAGUAGCUGGCACGAAGAUCGUUUAGCAUUUCACGGUCUUGGGGUGUUUAAUAUGUUGCCGCCGGUGCCAAGGUUACCGGAGUCGGAGAUUAAACCUUCAACGGAAAAUCACAAGGAUAAAUUAAUCAUGCUGAUGAAAGAAUCUGCAACUCUGAAACUUGAUGCUGUUGUAGUUGGUCAUAAAAUUUGGGCAAAGAGACCUGAUCCAAAUCUUUGUGGAGCAAAGAGGAAGGCUGUGACACCGUCUGCAGAAGGUGCUGGUGAGCUUCCUUUUGCUGGUAUAAAGAAAAAACCGAAGGAAGAAUGGAGUUGUGCCCUAUGUCAGGUCGGUGCUACAAGUGAGAGAGGUUUAAAUGAACACCUUCAAGGAAGAAGGCACAAGGCUAAGGAAGCAGGAUUGAGAGCCCAGAAGAUGGCCAAGAAUCCCAAUAAUGCAUCAUUGCAAAAGAAAAAGGCAAAGCCAGCAAAGCUAGCAAACCUCACUGCAGGCUUAGAAAUGGGGGCAAAAAAUGAAGGUGAAUCACUUCAACAUAAUAAGAGUGAUAACAUUUCAAACAAGAUAACCGAGAAUAAAAAAGACAGAGGGAAUAAAAAUGAUGAGCUACUAGUGCAGAAAAAUCAGCAACUGGAAAACUUGAACAAAAGUGUGGCAGAAACAGUUCAGAUAAAGGGGAGGACACCAGAGAUUAGGAUGAAAAAGAAAUUUAAGUUCUGGUGCGAAAUGUGCCAGAUUGGUGCCUACUCUGAAGUGGUGAUGGAGGCUCAUAAAAAAGGGAAGAAGCACCUAGCUCGGCUUCAGGAAUCUAGUCAAAACAAUCAAGCUGUACAGGCUGAUGAGAAGUCAAAAGAUUCAGAGUUUGUAAUAGUAGGAGCAAAAUAUUCAGAUGUUGUGGCUGAAGAUACCAAAGAUUCAGAACUUGCUGCUGGCGCAGCAAAAGAUUCAGAGCUCGCCACUGGAGCAAAUACAAAGAUAACAGAAAUUGUUGUAGCUAAUGAGAAGGCAGAAACUGUUGUUGCAAAUGCAGAUGAAUCACAUCCAUCUUCUACGAUAACAAUGGACGAAGAAGGGGCAAUAAGAAUGGAGGAAGAAGGGGUGCAUCAGUGA
Molecule: messenger RNA, 1353 nt
Organism: Dovyalis caffra
Lineage: Eukaryota; Viridiplantae; Streptophyta; Magnoliopsida; Malpighiales; Salicaceae
Source: the annotation of a GenBank genome assembly